AUGGAUGUUAAAAGUGCAUUUUUAAACGGCUAUUUAAAUGAAGAAGUGUGUGUUGAACAACCAAAAGGAUUUGUUGAUCCUACUUUCCCAAAUCAUGUGUUCAAACUAAAGAAGGCGUUGUAUGGUUUAAAACAAGCUCCAAGAGCUUGGUAUGAAAGGUUGACUGAGUUUCUCAUCAACCAUGGAUAUAAAAAGGGUGGAAUUGAUAAAACUCUCUUUGUCAAAGAGAAGGAUGGAAAACUUAUGAUAGCUCAAACCUAUGUGGAUGAUAUUGUAUUUGGAGGGAUGUCAGAUGAGAUGGUCCAACAUUUUGUCAACAAGAAACAUAAUUGUGUAUUUCUAUCUACUGAGGAAGCUGAGUACAUAGCAGCAAGUAGCAUCUACUCUCAACUAAUGUGGAUGAAACAAAUGUUGAUUGAAUAUAAUGUCACACAGGAUGUCAAGACAUUAUUCUGUGACAACUUGAGUGCUAUUAAUAUCUCCAAAAUCAAGAAAGCAAAGCCAUCUAUUUCAAAGAAUGUCAAGACUUAUGGUAAGUCUUCUAUUUCUGAGCCUACAAUCCCUAGUGAAGAUAAGACUUUUAUUGAAGAGGGUUCUAGGUCUAAAGGUUCUGAGAUGAGAAACCCUACUAAGCAUACUAGUGUCACUGAGAAUCAAUCUGAAGUGGAAAGGAUUGCCAUUGAUAAGGACCUUUGGAAGUUUGUUACCUCUAUGUUGAAGGAAGUGGAAUCAGAUGUUUUUCCAGAUGUUCAAACAUCUUUGGAAAAAGAAACUUGCCCUGAUAGUGAUUCUAGUGAAAAGGCUGAUGAAUGCGUCCCUGAGCAAGCUGCUCAUGAAAUAAGGAGUAAGAAGAAGGCUAAUUAUGUUAUCAAUAUGGAUGGCCUAACAUUUGAUAAGGAACCUCUUACCAAUAUCUUGGCUCCGGGAAUAUCCAAGAGACUUCAUAGAAGAAAGGGAAAGGUUGUGAUGUUUGAAGAUUCUCCUUCUAAGGAGAUAAAAAGAAAAUCAGGUGGUAUGAAAAGCACUCCCUCUAGAAGUUCCAAAGGAAAAUCUUCUGUUGGUCCUGCUAGACCUGGAGUAAAGUUGUUACUCCUACGAGGAAGAGAAAAGUUUUUUCUUCAAGUGAUUCUGAGUUUGAGGUCGAAGAGGAUGUCCAAGACAUCACUCCUAUGGAAGUAUGUUAUUCAAAGGAGGAUAACUUUGGAGAGGGAAUUGGGUAAGGAUGCCCUAAAAUGUAAGGAGAUGGUGGAGCUGAUAGAGGUUGCUGGUUUGAUUAAGAUUGUCACAAAAUUUGGUCCUUACUAUGAAGGUCUAGUCAAGGAGUUUGUGUUUUUGGGAAGGACUGGAGAACCCCAGGCUGAGCUAGAGGUUGCAGAUGACCAAGUGUGCAAGGAGAUAACUGCCAAGCAGGUGAAGCACUGGCUAAACAGAGGAAAGUUGUCAGCUGGGAAGCUAAGUGUCAAGUAUGCAAUCCUUCAUACGAUUGAGACUGUCAACUGGGUGCCUACAAAUCAUACUUCAACCAUCUCUACUGGGCUUGGGAAGUUUAUAUAUGCUAUUAUAAUAAGAAGAGCUUUUGAUUUUGGGAUGUACAUUUUUGAACAUGUUCUAAAGCAGGCCUUUUCAACUGUUGUGAAGAUGCGUAUCUUCUUUCCCUCACUCAUAUGUGGGAUAAUCCUGAACCAACAUCCUGGAAUCUUAUUGCCUGUUGAUAAUAUGAAGAAAAGGGAAUAUCCUUUAUCCCUCCAUUACAAACUGUUUGCUGGAACGCAUGUUCCAAAUAUUGUCAUGACAUCUUCUCAAGUACCUGGCCCUGCCACUUCCAAGGAGAUUGUUAUUACUCAACUAAAGGAGACAUGUAAAGAAUUGGAUGAUUCUAUCCAGUCUAGCACUGCUACAAAGAUAAAGCUUGAAAAAUUGAUCAAGGCUUUGAUGGAUGAAGAGGAAAAGGAAGCUGAACAUGUUGGUGAUGACAAUGUUGGAGCUGGUGUAGAGGACUCUACUGGUGGCAAUGAUGCUGAGAAUGAUGAAGAUAAAGAAGAUGAAGGAGAGAAGUAUGUUACUACAGACUCAGAUAGUUAG
Lathyrus oleraceus (garden pea) is the source of this 2082-nucleotide messenger RNA. RefSeq lists its product as uncharacterized. Lineage: Eukaryota; Viridiplantae; Streptophyta; Magnoliopsida; Fabales; Fabaceae. The transcript is spliced from 5 exons. Bases 1 to 2082 code for a protein of 693 amino acids. The record is from RefSeq and is a predicted model, not a curated record.